AUGAAGAGAUUAGCGAGUUCAACAAAGCAAGAGAUCAGUGCACUGAGCAGAAUUUCACAUCAAAAUGUCAUAAAAUUGGGGGGCUAUGCAUAUGCUGAUGAAUACUUUGCAUUGGUUUAUGAAAGAGUUCAACAAGAUCUGGAAGGAUACAAACCUCCCAAUAAAGUUGAACUAGAUAACCUCCUUCUUGGGCUUGCACGUGGAUUAAGAGCAAUACACUCGGCAAAAUUCAUCCACUGGGAUAUUCAGCCGAGGAAUAUACUUCUAAUGAAGGAUGGUACUGUACAAAUUGCAGAUUUUGGUCUGGCAACGAAAAGGAAUGAGAAAAUGAAGUUCUUUAAUGAUAGAAGGCAUGGUGUCUUCAAUCCCGAUGAUACUGAGGAUGCGAAGGAGAAGUUCGAUGUUUUCUGUUUUGGAAACAUCCUGAGACAACUAGUGCUAAGAGAAAAGGAUCGGUGGAGCCCGACAAAGUGCGCUAGAACUCUUCUCUCAGAUAGAUGCAUCAGAGGGGACCCUAAUGAGCGUCCAUCCAUAGAUGAAGUUGUGUCUGCAAUAAAGUUAAAUCGUGAUGUGCUAUCACUUUUGAGAAUAAUGUUAACUUCUGAGAACAAUGUACUUAUAGAAAACUUUAUUGCGCAGGAUAUUCAGAAUGAGAUGGAACCAGAAUCGAGUUCGAGGAAACGGAAAAAGCAUUAG
Miscanthus lutarioriparius is the source of this 696-nucleotide messenger RNA. The record is from the annotation of a GenBank genome assembly. NCBI's taxonomy places the organism in Eukaryota, Viridiplantae, Streptophyta, Magnoliopsida, Poales, Poaceae.